ACAUCCGGGUCUCUCAGGUUCUUGUCUGGCGACCCGUCGCCAUUAGUGCAAGUUCGUUGUAACGGAUCUGUUUUUUGGGUUAAAGUCAUAAUUUUGUCGCGUUUUCCAGCUUCUGGAAAACACGUAACGCCUUUUUAAGGGCAGUUUGAUUUCCUUAGCGUGAAAUCCACACUUCAAUACAGGGGUCUUGGCCCCGCGUGGCGAGCUUUCGUCCUCACUUCCAAAGGCCAGUAUAUUUUGAGACGCCGAUAUCGUGUCUCUUAUUUUUUCUCGAGUUUGUUUUGCUGUCAAGAUGUCGCCGUGAUGGGGUCCCCGCGUUUGACAGAAAUGAAUCUGGGCCUUCGUCGCCUGACCCGCACUCGCAGCAGUCCGUCGUCCCCUUUCGUUUUUCCGUUUGAUGCUAGAGAGCUCCGCGCCUCUCUGCCCGGAGCUCGGCCUCAGCACCGCUCAGUACACGGAGACAGUCAUGGAGAAAAAUCCCAACAGCAGCACCAGCACCAAGGUUCCGCCCCGUUCCAGUUCCACGGGUCCAGCGCCGGGCGAAUCUAAACCCAAACCAGAAAGUAAAAAUAAUGGUGGCUCCAAGCGGUACAACCGCAAGCGUGAACCGUCUUUUCCUAAAACCGACAAUUUCCAAGGCCCUCGCCACACCAAUUCACAGAAAAGCAAGAAUUUUGACAAGAGACCCCCUCAGAGAGGUGGCGGUCGACAGUAUGGUGUUACAGGCGGAGGACGACGUGAGGAGGUUGGUAUUUUAAUAGUAGCGGAGACACGCCGGGCAGAGUUUAGCCCGGCUCAGUUUUCUGGACCGAAGAAAAUAAGCCUGAACCACUUGCUGAACUUCACUUUUGAACCCCGUGGAGGUAAUGGCGGUGUUGGGGAUGGAGGCCCCUCCUGCUGGGGCCGCCGAAACAAGUGGGGCCAUAAGCAUAAGCCCUUUAACAAGGAGCUAUUUCUGCAGGCCAAUUGCCAGUUUGCUGUGACUGAUGACCAGGACUACAAGGCUCACUUCACUGAUCCAGACACUCUGGUUAACUGGGACUUUGUGCAGCAAGUGCGUAUCUAUAGUCAUGAGGUGCCAUCUUGCCCCAUCUGCCUCUACCCUCCUGUGGCAGCACGCAUCACCCGAUGUGGACACAUCUUCUGCUGGCCGUGUAUGCUGCACUAUCUGUCUCUUAGUGACAAGGACUGGUCCAAGUGUCCUAUCUGUCAUGAGGCUGUGCACACUGCUGACCUGAAGAGUGUGGUUGCUAUGGAGACCAGGCAGUAUGCAGUUGGUGAUGUAAUAACCAUGCGCCUGAUGCAGAGGGAAAAGGGUUCCCUGGUGGCCCUGCCUAGUUCUCACUGGGUGAAGGUGGAGGAGCCUGUUCGCUUUGGAGACAUGGGUCUCAGCCCAUACUCCAAGCUGCUGCUGACCUCUGUGGAACAGGUCCUGGCCCUGGUAGAAGAGGAGAAGGCAGUCCUUCAUACUCAGCUUGGCCUGGAAGACGAAGCCCAAGGCUGCUUUAUCCAGAGCGCACUGUGUCUUUUGCAGGAGCAAGAGGAAACUCUUCUGAAACAGCAAAAAGAAAAUGCAGCACAUGGCCUUGACUUGUCUUCUCUGACCCUGGAAGGACCUUCUUCUCCAGUGAAGGAAGUGGUGACUAACGUCACCUGUGCCAAGCCUGUGCUGCAGUAUUCCUCAGCAUUUGAUGACCAAGUGGUAGAGCUUCAAGAGGAGACCACUGCAGAGCUGCCAGAGAUUGCUGAAGACAUUUUGCAGUGUGUGCUGGAAGAGCCUCCAGAGGGGAUGUUGGAUGCAGCUCCAAAGCCUCAGCUUGAUGGGAAAACCCCUGCUAACCAGCCACAGUCAGGCCGUCCCUCAGCCAGUGUGGCGCAUGGACCCUACUACUAUUUUUACCAAGCUGAUGACUGCCAGCAGAUGUUUCUGCAUCCUCUGAAUGUACGCUGUCUGUUGCGUGAAUACGGCAGCUUGGAGGCCAGUCCUGACGUGAUUACUGCCACAGUGGUGGAAAUUGUGGGACACACAGUCACAGAGGAGAUACGUCGUCGCCAUCGCUACCUGGCUCAUCUGCCACUCACAUGCGAGUUCAGCAUCUGUGAGUUGGCUUUAAAGCCACCAAUUUUGACCCAAGAAACUUUGGACACAUUUGCAGAUGACCUGGAGAAACGAAAGCACUUGAGGCAGAAGAAAUUGAGGGAUGAGAAGCGUAGAGAGAAGAAAAUUGAAAUGGAGGAGUACAAGAAGCAGGGGAGAUAUCCUGAAGUGCGUUUUGGAUUGGAAAACUUUCACCAUUUCCCAGCAUUCGGCUCCCCACCCCACAACAGCAGUCCCCCCAUUCCGGACUUCACUUUUGACCCUCCUUCACCCCUCAGCACCAGUCCCUCCUCUGAUGGGAUGAGAUUCCCGAGUCUGAAUGGGCAAAGCCCUUUACCCACUGUGGGUAGUGUGGAGGAUGACUCCCACUGCAUGUCCUUUGCACAGAUGCUAAGAGAUGGAAAGGCCAGAGUUGAUGCUGGGCCCAGGAUCACUCCAAAGAAAGAUAAGCUGCUGGUCCCGCCCACAGCAGAUAGUGAUGGGGAGAGUGACGGGUCCGACCGUGUCCCCGUGCCCAGUUUCCAGAACUCUUUCAGCCAGGCUUUUGAGAAGGCGCUUCUUCAGCUGGACAGUGGUCCAGCUUCCCCACCACAACAUGUGGCUGACCCAGAUGAAAGAGGAGGAAAAAAGAAGAAGAAAAAGCAGAAGCUUCUGUUUAGUACAUCCAUGGUUCACACAAAGUAGAUAACACUGAAUUUCAUUUAUUCACACAGUUUCUUGAAUUGAUCUUCCCUCUGCUUGUGUUCUUUCUGUGCAGAUCGUUCUUGGAACUGUAAGCUAUGGAAGUAGGUUUAAGUAUGUAGCCAAAGUUCAUGCAGCUUCAGUUUCAGAUUUUCUGUUUGCUUAAUACACCACUGGGGUUUUAUGUAGUGAAAUUGACAUUAAAACAAACAGUAGGUCAAAACUUAGCAUCAAUCUCAUUUUUACACAGUAAAAUUCUUAAUGGGUGACAUUUAGUAAUGCAUUGAUGCUGAGGAAAUACCAAACAACUGGACCUCAUUUGAUGUGACUUUUCAUUCAUUAACACAGUGCAGCAUUGCAUCUAGGACCCGUGAAAAAUAUGGAUGAGAGAUAGGGUGGUUUAUAUUAAAAAAGCAGUCAGCCAGCUGCUGGUAUGCACCAUUUGACUCUUUCCAUGAUACUCAGUGCUCAAACAUCCAUCUGGAAUAUUAACCUUUCAAAAAGAUGGAAAUCAAACUUUUAUUGCUUUUCACUGGUAAUUUGGACUUUUGUUUUAUCCUGCUUCAGCAAAAUAGAUUAAGCAUCCCUGCUUUUGCAUCUAUGUCCUAGUAUUUUGCAAUGACACCGUCACAAUGUGCAAAUAUCAUCGCAAGGACAUGAAAACACAGUAUUGUAAAAAAAAAAGAGAGAUUAGAUCUGUUUUUCAACAGCACACACAGUAUAUUUUGACUGGUUUAACUUAAAAUACACACUUUUCUUACAAUCAGUUUCUCCUGUCAUCUUGUAGAAUGUUUGAUAACAUAACAUUAAACAUAACAGGUUAAUUUCAGUGUUGGAAAUGUGUGAUGUUAAGGGUUUGCUGACAUUUAAAGACUGCUUCCAAAACCAGAUAAAAUGUGGAUUUAACUUUUUUUUUUCUUUCUUUUUUUUGGAGUUCAAUAUUUCCCUUUUAAUUUUGAGCAAGUUAAUAGACUAGUAAUUGUAACUAGUCUGUGGCAAGGGGAAUAAACAAUUAUGCACAAUCGAA
Molecule: messenger RNA, 3806 nt
Organism: Betta splendens (Siamese fighting fish)
Lineage: Eukaryota; Metazoa; Chordata; Actinopteri; Anabantiformes; Osphronemidae
Gene: rnf10
Product: ring finger protein 10
Exons: 17
Coding region: 398-2782 (794 amino acids)
Biological process (GO): positive regulation of transcription by RNA polymerase II; positive regulation of myelination
Molecular function (GO): transcription cis-regulatory region binding; metal ion binding
Source: RefSeq, a predicted model, not a curated record